CGUCCCCUAUUGCUGGAAACUGGAAACAUUUUCGCCGUCCCAGUAAUUUCACUUGACACACGUGUGUUUGUUAUUAAAAUAAUAAUAAUUAAGUAAGUUAAUUAAUUAAUUAACAAUUGACAAGUAUAACAAUUUGCUAAUUAAUAAUAACAGUAAUUGCGCGUAAAUAAAAUUUGAAUUUAAAAGUCGAAGUUUAAUGUUCAAGUUUAUUUGUAAAAAUUUUUUCUAACCUCAGUGAUAACAAUUUUUAUCUCGAUAAUUAACUUAUAAAUUAUUAAUCACGAAUGUUUAAUUAUUUAUUAUAAUUAUGGUUGUAAAAAUAAACUAAACAUUUAUAACAGUAAUAAAAGAAAUUUUGAAUUUUGACGGGAAAAAAAAAUUUAAUUUAAAAAAAAAAUUUUAAAUUUUCGCGGGAAAAAUAAAAAAUUCAAAUUAAAAAAAUAAAAAAUUGACAUGAAAAAAAAAUCAAAUAAAAAUAUGAGUGACUCAGAGCCAGAGGAUGCAGGACCCAGUGGGCCGGUAGAUAAUGCCUGGGCAUUAAAAAUCCCGGAGUUCAAACCCGAGGACAAUCCCAAUCGUCUGCUGGAAGAGAGUUCGUUUGCAACUUUGUUUCCCAGGUACCGUGAAAAUUAUUUAAAAGAAUGCUGGCCUCUGGUGCAAAAGGCCUUCGAUAAAUAUGGAAUAAAACCCGAGUUAGAUUUGAUGGAGGGCAGCAUGAGAGUAAAAACCACCAGGAAAACCUGGGACCCGUACGUUAUUAUAAAAGCCAAACAGUUUAUUAAAUUACUGUCGCGGUCGGUGCCGUUUGAACAAGCAGUCAGAGUCCUGCAGGACGACAUUGACGCAGACAUAAUAAAAAUCGGUAGUUUAGUGCGAAAUAAAGACAAAUUUAUAAAGAGACGUCAGAGAAUUAUCGGGCCGAAUGGCGCGACGUUGAAGUCCAUUGAGCUGCUGACCAAUUGCUACGUCCUGGUCCAGGGCCAGACUGUGUCUGCAGUCGGUCCCUACAAGGGACUGCAGCAGGUAAGGAAAAUAGUCGAGGACACGAUGAAUAACAUCCAUCCUAUUUACAACAUCAAGGCGCUGAUGAUAAAGCGCGAGCUGGCCAAAGACCCCAAGCUCAAGAACGAGAACUGGGACAGGUUCCUCCCCAAGUUUAAGAGCAAGAAUAUUUCCAAGAGGAAGCAGCCGCUGAAGAAGAAGGAGAAGAAAGAGUACACUCCGUUCCCACCGCCUCAGGCUGAAAGCAAGAUGGACAAGCAGCUGGCCAGUGGCGAGUACUUCCUGACUAAGGAGCAGAAGAGGGCCAAGCAGAAGAAGGAGAUUGAUGAGAAGCACCAGGAGGCUGAGAAGAGGAGACAGGACAGGCGCCAGCAGGCUUUCGUUCCACCGGAAGAGUCUAGUGAUGACAAGAAACGGAAAGAUGUUGAUGCUGGUGGUCUUGAUGUUGAGAAACUCAAGGACAAGAUCAAUAAGAGUUUGAAAAAAAAACGUAAAUUUAAUUAAAUUUUUUUUAGAAUUUAUUGUAAUUAAUAAUAAAAUUUAAUUGAUUUUUUAUUUUUAAAAAAUAAUUAUUAUUUAAAUUAAAUUUUUUCCCGCCAAAUUUAUUAAAUUGAAUUCCAGUAAAUUAUCAACUGAUAAUUGGAGUGAUUAAGUGAUUAGUAAUUAUUAAUUAUAUUUGCGAAUGGUAAUUAAUUAUUCGAAAAAUUAACAGGAAUAUUAACAAAACAAUGAAAUUUUUAUUUUGUUACUUUUUUUUUUUUACAAAAACACUUUACCUAAUUUAUUAAUUAAUCAAUUACAGUAAUAAUUAAUCUACUUAAUGAGACUAUCAGUUAUUAAUUAACAUUAACACACAAAUUAAUUACAUUCGAUUUAUCAUACAUUCAACUUCUUAAUUACUAAUUUAUUUUUUUUUGCCAGCCGGCGAAAUUGUUAAAAAAAAUUAAUUGCUUAAUUUACUAUAUUACAUUAUGAUUAUUAAUUAAGUAUCCGAAUUUAAUUAAUAAUAAUAAAUAACAAUAAAUUGCGAUAUUUACAUACAAUUUAAAUAUUUCGUAUUUCAAAGCCUUUGUAAUUUUUUAAAAAAUUUGAAUUUUAAAAUCACUGGCGCUUUGAUGGACGAAAUAAUCACAGU
Messenger RNA from Microplitis demolitor, 2137 nucleotides. It is a transcript of the gene dbe, whose product is annotated as KRR1 small subunit processome component homolog. Lineage: Eukaryota; Metazoa; Arthropoda; Insecta; Hymenoptera; Braconidae. The coding region runs from base 454 to 1506 and encodes 350 amino acids. The record is from RefSeq and is a predicted model, not a curated record. Gene Ontology annotation, cellular component: small-subunit processome; nucleolus. The transcript has 2 exons. Gene Ontology annotation, molecular function: RNA binding.